AUGACCAGCAUGAUAGCCACGACAUCCUCCUCCCCUGCAUUGAUACGGUCGAAGGUCGGGUACAAUCUAUCACACGUGGCUGUAUUCCUAUUCUCGCUGAAGCUAGUCGUACACAUUGCAGAGAGGACGGUCUAUCCAUGGUACACCCAGACAUUCAUUGAGAGUGGUGAAUGGACUAAGAGUGGAAUCCUCGUCUGCCUGCUAGGUCCUUUGGGCCAUCUCACUUUCUUUGGAACCGGACUACUACUAUCACUACCUACAAUUCUGCAUUGGCGUAAAGGAAAGCUGCAACUCAAGAAGGAGUUUCCCUCGGUAUUCGCUGGUAUGCCGGUCAUCCUCAUGGCAUGGUUAACUGGCAAUGCCUUCGCAUACUUGGUUUUGAUGUACUUGACUCGUGACAGUGAGUCUGAACCACCCAACGCUUUUCUGUGA
Messenger RNA from Perkinsus marinus ATCC 50983, 432 nucleotides. RefSeq lists its product as hypothetical. The transcript is spliced from 5 exons. Bases 1 to 432 code for a protein of 143 amino acids. The record is from RefSeq and is a predicted model, not a curated record. Lineage: Eukaryota; Perkinsozoa; Perkinsida; Perkinsidae.